AUGAACCGGCUGUUCGGCGCCAAGAGCAACACCCCCAAACCCACUCUCAACAGCGCCAUCUCAAAUGUAGACACACGAAUAGAAAGCAUCGACGUCAAACUCGCAAAGCUCAACGCCGAACUCUCGCAGUACCAGCAGCGGCUAAGUCGCAUGCGAGAUGGCCCGGGCAAGAACGCUAUCAAGCAGAAGGCCAUCAAGAUCCUGCAGCAGCGCAAGAUGUACGAGUCGCAAAAGGACCAGCUACAACAACAGAGUUGGAACAUGGAGCAGGCAGGCAUGAUGCAGGACAAUCUCAAAAACACCAUGGCCACGGUCGAUGCCAUGAAGACGACGCAGAAGGAGUUGAAGAAGCAGUACGGCAAGGUCAACAUCGACAAGAUCGAGAAAAUGCAGGAUGAGAUGGCAGAUUUGAUGGACAUGGGGAACGACAUCCAAGAGAGCAUCAGUCGGAGUUACGACGUGCCGGAGGACGUGGACGAGGCAGAGCUGGAUGCAGAGCUGGAGGCGCUGGGCGAUGAGGUGGACUUCGGGGCAGAGGCUCUGGGAGAGGGAGAGAUGCCGGGUUUCCUGCAAGAGAGCGCUGGUCCACCUCAGUUCAUUGACGAAGCUCCCGAACAGAACAAGGAGAGACAGGCAGCCACGUGA
This is a messenger RNA of Zasmidium cellare ATCC 36951, 645 nucleotides long. RefSeq lists its product as uncharacterized. The transcript has 2 exons. Gene Ontology annotation, biological process: late endosome to vacuole transport via multivesicular body sorting pathway; vesicle budding from membrane. Gene Ontology annotation, cellular component: multivesicular body. The record is from RefSeq and is a predicted model, not a curated record. The coding region runs from base 1 to 645 and encodes 214 amino acids. NCBI's taxonomy places the organism in Eukaryota, Fungi, Ascomycota, Dothideomycetes, Mycosphaerellales, Mycosphaerellaceae.